UCACAUUAUCAUCUUUUGUGUUCACCGUUCCCACAGAAAGAUUCGUCUCUUGUGCAAUUUCAUGACAGGUUAUGCGACGAUUAUCCAGGAUCAGGCGUUCUACGUGCUGAAUGAUCACAGGAAUGACUGCUGUGGGCUGGGAACCACCACAGCCGGGACUGUCACUGACGGACGUACGGCCAUCUUUGAAACAUUUACACCAUUCAAAUGUCUUACUGUGGCUGAGAGUCUCAUCACCGCACUGUGCUUGAAGUCUUCUGUAGAUAUCCGCGGGUUUUACACCUUUGUUCACAAGAAACUUCAUCACCACACGCUGUUCCAUGCACGCACCAACACUGCUGUCUGCCAU
Staurois parvus is the source of this 349-nucleotide messenger RNA. The record is from the annotation of a GenBank genome assembly. Lineage: Eukaryota; Metazoa; Chordata; Amphibia; Anura; Ranidae.